UUGCAUGCAGCCGGGCACCUCGAACCUCAAUGCCCUCUCCGUGAAGCCCAUGAACUGUAGGCAUGUGGAAGAGGUCUGCAUCAGUAGUGUACAUGGAAGACACGGGGUGGUGGACGACACCAUCUUUUUCACCUUGGAUUCUCUGAAGCUUCCUGCCGGAUAUGUACCUCAACCCAAUGACAUCGUGGAUGUGGUCAUAGUGGAGAGCGUGCAGUCCUGCUAUAUUUGGAGAGCGGUUUCUAUGACCCCAGUGCACAUAUUGUAAAAGCAGAGCCUUUUGUUUCCUGUUGGUCUUUAUUUCUGUGGGCAGUAAAGGGCCCGGUUUAAUGGAAAAGCUGAGCUUAGCGAGCCCAAACAAUAUGUUAUGUAUGUUUUUUUGGUAAAUGUCAUUGAGAUACUGCACGGUUCACUUGGGACCAUGAACCUGCUUUAGGCAAGUGCCUUAUCUACUGUGAAACAUGCUAAAGCUGGAUAUUUCUUGUAGGAAGGAAACGCACUGCAGCCAGGCACGGUGGCCCAUACCUUUAAUUCCAGAGACUUAGAGGCUGAGGCAGGAGGAUCACAGGUCCCAGGCCAGCCUGGGCAACUUAGUGAGAUCCUGGUUCAAAAUAUAAAAUAAUAAAACAAAAAACAAACAACAACAAAAAACUGGGGAUGUAAUUCAAUGGUAAAGAUACACAUGUCAAUGGGCAGGAUUUAAACUGACAGCCUGCCUUCAGUUUGAAGUCUCCCUUAUAUUAUCUGUGCAGUUAUUAUAUUUCCAUAGCAUUUCUAUCUCCUAUUGUCAACUCAGUGUGUUAAAUUCAUUGUUGACCUAUGUUUCUUCUUCCCCAUGCCAGAAUGUAGGCUCCAUAAAUGUGGGGCAUUAAAGGUGGUUUUUUCAUGAACUCAUCAGCAGCAUGUAGGAUAGUGCCUGGUGGA
Messenger RNA from Sciurus carolinensis (gray squirrel), 921 nucleotides. RefSeq names its product cancer/testis antigen 55-like. The record is from RefSeq and is a predicted model, not a curated record. Bases 5 to 265 code for a protein of 86 amino acids. NCBI's taxonomy places the organism in Eukaryota, Metazoa, Chordata, Mammalia, Rodentia, Sciuridae. The transcript is spliced from 2 exons.